Molecule: messenger RNA, 1020 nt
Organism: Zygotorulaspora mrakii
Lineage: Eukaryota; Fungi; Ascomycota; Saccharomycetes; Saccharomycetales; Saccharomycetaceae
Gene: MCM21
Product: Mcm21p
Exons: 2
Coding region: 1-1020 (339 amino acids)
Cellular component (GO): kinetochore
Source: RefSeq, a predicted model, not a curated record
AUGGCGGAAAUUGGUGAUUUGGAACAAGAUAUCGAGGCUCUUACAAAAGAGAUCGACUUUUUAACUGAUAAAAGAGAUUCUUUGAAGACAAAAGUAAAACUAAAUAACAGAUCAUUGCUUACAAAGCAUCCUUUGGUUAAAGAUUUUCAAUCUCUUUUCGACAGCUUCCCACAUUUAUUCGACACAUUAUCGAACCAGGUGCCUGAAACAAAUCCCGAUGAUUAUGAAGUUGAUAGUUUGUUACUCAAAGGUCCUGAGAUAGCACGACAAGAAAUAUUUAAAGAGCCGAACGAUGUUCAACGAAUCGUUGAGCAUAAGGUAUUCGAUGACAGCAUUUCUAACUUGCUUGGCAAGAAUAUUAUGAGUUCGGUCCCGAAGCACAAAUCCUGGCCGACCAAUCCAAUAAAUAGCGGUUUAAUCGAAAAAAUACGUCUAGAAAAUGCCUACAGACUGUUUGGCAUUACUUAUUUUCCUGUGGUUGAUCCGAGUGAUCUACGAAAAAACGAAGCUACGAAUGAAAUGAUAGUGACCAGAGACAUGUUAGGCAUACGAUUAGAAAUAUUCAAUGAAAGAGACUCAAAGUUCGAGAAACCCUAUUAUAUAUUACUGAAGAAAAAUUCAAAAACCCUUGCUUGGGAGCUAUUCAAACAUACUAUUCCCGUCUAUAUAGAUGUACAGAAUAGUUUCCAGAAUUCUACCACUGUGCCGAUAACAACUUAUGAAGAUGUGUACCUUUUCGCAAAGGAGGUUUAUAUAAAUUUGGCAAAGGGUAGUGAAAGAAGACAACAAUUGAUUGAACUGGAACAGGAGGGCCUCGUUACAGAUUUACAAGUGGAUUUAGAGUCUGCACAAGUAAGCUUUGUGUUAAAUGGACUCCAAAUACAACUGCUUCUGAACGAUCAACAUGUCGUUUCUUGCUUUGCCAAAGACCAUGGGGACUCAGAAUUAGGAAACAUCGAGCAACUGUUUCUAGGACCUCUAAGAGAGCUGAAACAUACGAUAAGGCAUCUGAAAAACUAG